AUGUGUGGCGGCAACAACAGCAGCAACAGCAACAGCAGCAGCAGCAGCAGCAAUAGCACUGGUGAUGGACCAAAGCCGGAUGUGGAAUAUGAGGUCGUUCUCGGGGACACAUUUCUCAAGCCAACAGACGCCGAUGAACCAAUCCUCUUGAGAUAUGAUUUCAAGCCGGCGUCGGCGAGUUCAUCGGGUGUAAUCAAGAUCGGAGAUGGUGACGAGGGAGGCAACGUGCACAUGCAGUUUGGCGGUGACAAUGACACCACAGUCAACAUGUUUGGCAACAUGAAGAACAGCACGACGUACCUGUGCCGGUUUGAUGCAGGGCGCCAGUGCUUUGUGCUGGACCGCUUCAUCAAGGAUGUGAGCGUCAAGUACAAGCGCAGCGCGGGCGGGGAGGCGGUGUUGCGUCCCGAUCCCAUAUCCGAGCGCAAACCGCGAUCGUCGGCAGCAGAAGUGAGCAACUCGGAAGAGCACACGCCGCCCCAUAUCGAAGGGAAGCGCCCAGCGUCACCGCCGUCGCCAAAGUUCGGCGCGCACCCGCCAAAGGCAGCAAAGCGCAAGGUUGCAACCCGGCAGGCCACCGCCACCCCCCAUACACCAACACCAACACCAGCAGCGGCGCGGUCUGUGCGCGGGCAGGGUGGACCGCCCUUCUCCUCCUCCGUAUUGGCGGACUCGUCAUCCGACGACAGCAGUGACUCAGACAGCUAG
Salpingoeca rosetta is the source of this 708-nucleotide messenger RNA. RefSeq lists its product as uncharacterized. The transcript has 5 exons. Bases 1 to 708 code for a protein of 235 amino acids. Lineage: Eukaryota; Choanoflagellata; Craspedida; Salpingoecidae. The record is from RefSeq and is a predicted model, not a curated record.